AUGGAUUGUGUACAUUGCGGUGAAGAAUCGAAAUAUAAAUGUCCUAUUUGUCGUCAACCAUAUUGUUCAGUUGCUUGCUGUAAGCUGCACAAAGAGAGUAAAUGUGAGCCACCUGUUCAACAACCUCAAAUUACACAAGAAUACGUAAAACCAUACGAGUUUCCAACUGAAAAUACUGUGCCUUUAGAAAAAUUGAAGUUAUUGGAACAAUCAAAAGAAUUAAAAAAAUGUCUUGAAAAUCCACAUGUUAGGGAAAUACUAACAUUAUUAGACAAAUCUACAUAUCCAGAUGUACUGAUUGAUGAAUACAUGCAAGAACCAAUAUUUACAGAAUUUGUAGAUGCAUGCUUGAAGGUUGUUCAACCAGAAGAAUAA
Molecule: messenger RNA, 375 nt
Organism: Danaus chrysippus (African queen)
Lineage: Eukaryota; Metazoa; Arthropoda; Insecta; Lepidoptera; Nymphalidae
Source: the annotation of a GenBank genome assembly